AUGCCUAUGAAAGAAGAGUUGAAGGAAUCAAUCUUGAAACAAACACAUUCAUCAAAAUCAUCAUCCACUCAUUCCGUUAGCACGAUACGUGAGUAUAGAGAGGAUGAUGAAGAGGAUCAUUCCGAUCUGAGCGAGAUUUCUUUGGAUCUUCAUUCAACCUCAUCGUUAGGUCAUUCGCAUCAACCACGGCAUGUUUCUUUUCAACAGCUAGGGGAUGAGAAUGAACAUCCUUCUUUUGUUCAUUCUAUUAAGGAAGAUCCAUUGAAAGUACCCAAUUACUUCUCACCUCCACGAUUGGUCAUGGCGGAUGAUGAGGAAACGAUCCGACCAGUUCUUUCCAAACCUCAAACACCAUCGCAAGUACACUCAAAGGAAAAUCAACAUUCAGGAUCCAAAGAAACGUCAUCAUCAUCAACAACAACUAACAACAAAACGAAUUGCAAAACGAAUUGUAUUAUUGAACAAGAUGUAAGGCCAAAACAUGAUGAAUCCAACAACAUUACGGCUGCAUCUCCCAUUUCUUCUUCAUCCAUGCUCCGAAGAGACUCUCAUUCCGCUUCUUCUCCGAUUCUGAACUCGUCCAUAAUGAACAAUCCUCUCAUGAGCUCUUCCUUCAUCUUGAAUUCUUCUUUUAUUAAUAAUGAAGAAGAUAUUGGAGAAUCACUCACCAGUACCAUGAUGGAUGAAUAUAUGACCAACAACAAGAGCACCAACAAAACCAAAAACCUCUUAAAAUCGUCAAGUUCAGAAAAAACAACACCUCCACCUUUACUUUCAUCGAGAUCGAACUUGUUUGAUAAACUUUCGAGUUUCAAGUCUAAUUUACAAUCAAAAUCGUCGAGCCAAGAUUUACAAGAGUUGCCUCAAGUACCUCAUGAAGACGAUGAAGAAGGUUUUUUGAAUGAUAUAAUUUUGUCAACACCAAACAGUGGAAGUAAGCAUCAUUAUGCUCAUCAUCAACAUCAUGUACAUUUUCAUGGACCAACCAUUCCAUAUUUACCCAAUUCUCAUUUACCACCGCUGGUGUCGCCCAUUUCUAAAAGCAACACUACUAAUUGGAUAGAAUUGAAAAUGAAAAUGGAUGAUAUUGCAAACUCAGUGGGAAGUGGUGGCUCUUCAUCGAAUUCUGUUGCGACAGAGUUGUUUUUAGCAGCCCAAGAGGGUGACAUUGACCUUUUGCGUACCCUGUUAGAAUCGAAAAAGGUCAAUAUUAAUGCAAAGGAUAAGGAUGGAUUUGGCCAAACGGCAUUGCAUUAUGGCUGCUGGUUUGGAAAUCAAAAAGUGGUCGAGUAUUUGAUAUCAAGAAAGGCAGAUAUCAAUGCUGUCAAUAAUUAUAACCAAACUCCACUCCAUGAAGCCACUUACCGAGGGCAAUUAAAUCUUGUCAGAUUGUUGUUGAAAAAUGGAGCUGACAAGAAUGUGACGGAUCAUGUUGGUGAGAAGGCCAUUGAUUACGCCAAGAAGAAGAAGAAUGAGGCUACUAAUUUCACAAGCGAGAAUGUCUAUAAGGAAAUUAUCAAAACGAUUGAGAGCUAUGCAGCUGAUGAAAGUUUACCAUCUAAUCAGAAAAAAUCCAGUACUAGUAAAUGUUGCUUUCAGUAG
Molecule: messenger RNA, 1602 nt
Organism: Naegleria lovaniensis
Lineage: Eukaryota; Heterolobosea; Eutetramitea; Acrasida; Naegleriidae
Exons: 2
Coding region: 1-1602 (533 amino acids)
Molecular function (GO): protein binding
Source: RefSeq, a predicted model, not a curated record